CUGCUAAAUUGCCAGUCCCCGCAUUUUCACUAGCCACAAUAGCUUGCAUAUCGAACGUCAAGCCAGUCGAUAAGAGUCCAUAGCUUCGAUAACAACUCCAGUGCCAUUGCGACAUCCCUCACAGUAUUGUCGCGACGAUCUGCCAACCUUCUCACGCGCCUCCAUCACAAUGAAUCGAAUAGCAAACGCUCGUUUAGCGUCCUUCCGCGCUCCGAUCCGAGCCCAACCUUCCUCCCCGACCACUCGAUUCUACUCGAAUUCCCCUAGCACUCCCCCCAAACCAUCCAACUACACAGCCUUCUACAAGACCUUCGGCCGCCCCAUCGCCAAGGUAGUCCUCACGGCUAUCUUCACCUACCAACUAGCAUACUACGCCUGGACGCGGCUGGAGCACAAAGAGAUCAAGGAGGAGAUGUUAGGACUCACAGCUACCAUUGCCGAGCUCGAAGCGCGGGUCGAGCUGUUAGAGAAGGCCAAGGCCAACAAAACGAAGACUUGAGGCAGAGGCAUGGCAGGAUUCUCGAGUUACGAGCGCAAGUUGGACGGUAGCGGCCUUCAAGAACCGGUCCCGAGGCCCCGACGAGUCGGAGAAGUCAGGGGUGGGUUCGUUAAGCCAUUAAAUAUGGUCGGCGAAUCCACGUUUGUGCAGCGAGGCAUUGUUCCAGGGCAUGGAAUCUUGCUCCAACAGUGCUAGAACGACACAUUAGAAUUGGAGGGAGCACCGCGUUGAUGAGAUACCCUUAGUCACGACCUCGGAAGGCCAGAUAAGACUCCAGUAGAGAAACAACGCUGUACGAUG
This is a messenger RNA of Pseudomassariella vexata, 799 nucleotides long. RefSeq lists its product as uncharacterized. The record is from RefSeq and is a predicted model, not a curated record. Lineage: Eukaryota; Fungi; Ascomycota; Sordariomycetes; Amphisphaeriales; Pseudomassariaceae. Bases 170 to 499 code for a protein of 109 amino acids. The transcript has 2 exons.